CUUCUGAUAUGGAUGCUGGGGCCCAAACUUGGGUCUUCUGGAAGGACUGCACUUGUUCUUAACUGCUGAGCCGUCUUAACAGCUCCUAAGGAGGGAUCUUGAGCAGGCUGACUGAUAGAAAGCUACUAUGAGUCUGUUAAACUGUGAACACAGCUGUGGGUCCAGCCAGUCCUCGAGUGACUGCUGUGCUGCCAUGGCCUCCUCCUGCAGCGCUGCCAUGAAAGACGACAGUGUGGGUGGGUCUGCCAGCACGGGGAACCUCUCCAGCUCCUUCCUGGAAGAGAUCCAGGGCUACGAUGUGGAGUUCGACCCCCCUCUGGAGAGCAAGUACGAGUGCCCCAUCUGCCUGAUGGCCUUACGAGAAGCCGUGCAAACACCAUGUGGCCACAGGUUCUGCAAAGCCUGCAUCAUCAAAUCCAUAAGGGAUGCAGGUCACAAGUGCCCAGUUGACAAUGAAAUACUGCUGGAAAAUCAACUGUUUCCUGACAAUUUUGCAAAGCGAGAGAUUCUUUCUCUGAUGGUAAAGUGCCCAAAUAAAGGCUGUUUGGAGAAGAUGGAACUGAGACAUCUCGAGGAUCAUCAAGCACAUUGUGAAUUUGCUCUUAUGAAUUGUCCCCAAUGCCAACGUCCUUUCCAAAAGUGCCAGUUUAAUAUACACAUUAUCGAGGAUUGUCCCAGGAGACUGGUUUCUUGUGUAAACUGUGCUGUGUCCAUGCCAUUUGAAGAGAAAGAGAUCCAUGAUCAAAGCUGUCCUUUGGCAAAUAUCAUCUGUGAAUACUGUGGUACAAUCCUCAUCAGAGAACAGAUGCCUAAUCAUUAUGAUCUAGACUGCCCGACAGCUCCAAUCCCUUGCACAUUCAGUGUUUUUGGCUGUCAUGAGAAGAUGCAGAGAAAUCACUUGGCGAGACACCUGCAAGAGAAUACCCAGUUGCACAUGAGACUGUUGGCCCAGGCUGUUCAUAAUGUAAGCCUUACUUUGCAUUCAUGUGAUACUUACACUCCAUCCCGGGGAUGUUGUCCAGAAGACCCAAAUUAUGAAGAAACUAUCAAACAGUUGGAAAGUCGCCUAGUAAAGCAGGACCAUCAAAUCCGGGAACUGACUGCCAAAAUGGAAACUCAGAGCACAAAUGUAAGCGAGCUCAAGCGAACCAUUCGAACCCUUGAGGACAAAGUUGCUGAAAUGGAAGCACAGCAGUGUAAUGGGAUUUACAUUUGGAAGAUUAGCAACUUUGGGAUGCACUUGAAAUCCCAAGAAGAGGAGAAACCUGUCGUCAUUCACAGCCCUGGAUUCUACACAGGCAGACCUGGGUACAAGCUGUGCAUGCGCCUGCACCUUCAGUUACCAACGGCUCAGCGCUGUGCAAACUAUAUAUCCCUGUUUGUCCACACAAUGCAAGGAGAGUAUGACAGCCAUCUCCCCUGGCCCUUCCAGGGUACAAUUCGCCUUACAAUUCUUGAUCAGUCUGAAGCAGUAAUAAGGCAAAACCAUGAAGAGGUCAUGGAUGCUAAGCCAGAGCUGCUUGCCUUCCAGCGUCCCACAAUCCCACGGAACCCCAAAGGUUUUGGCUACGUAACAUUUAUGCACCUGGAAGCUUUAAGACAGGGAACCUUCGUUAAGGAUGAUACAUUAUUAGUACGCUGUGAAGUCUCUACCCGCUUUGAUAUGGGCGGCCUUCGGAAGGAGGGCUUCCAGCCACGAAGUACUGAUGCAGGCGUGUAGCAUCCAUUUACUUGUGUUAAAAAAAAAACUACAAGCCACACAGAAAACCAGUGCCUUCCUUGCCUGGUCCCAAUAAACAAUAUUCAAACAAGCAGUGGGAGAGGUAUGACUCCAGGCAGCAAACGUCAUCAGUGAGGUCUUUCUACUUGUUACUGUUACAGAUAUCUGAGGUAGUUUUCAUGGGAAUCCACAUGUCCUCUGUGUCUUCAAAAACUCAGCAUUUGAAGGGCCUGUGGCACAUCUGUUUGUUAAUUACUGUACCUCUUCAUUGUACUUCCAUGGGCUUUUUCCAUGUACUUCACUGUCAAA
Molecule: messenger RNA, 2029 nt
Organism: Peromyscus leucopus (white-footed mouse)
Lineage: Eukaryota; Metazoa; Chordata; Mammalia; Rodentia; Cricetidae
Gene: Traf6
Product: TNF receptor associated factor 6
Exons: 7
Coding region: 128-1720 (530 amino acids)
Biological process (GO): regulation of apoptotic process; protein K63-linked ubiquitination; positive regulation of JNK cascade
Cellular component (GO): plasma membrane signaling receptor complex
Molecular function (GO): zinc ion binding; tumor necrosis factor receptor binding; ubiquitin protein ligase activity
Source: RefSeq, a predicted model, not a curated record